Teleopsis dalmanni is the source of this 3088-nucleotide messenger RNA. RefSeq names its product RNA-binding protein spenito (gene nito). NCBI's taxonomy places the organism in Eukaryota, Metazoa, Arthropoda, Insecta, Diptera, Diopsidae. Bases 175 to 2565 code for a protein of 796 amino acids. Gene Ontology annotation, cellular component: nucleus. The record is from RefSeq and is a predicted model, not a curated record. Gene Ontology annotation, biological process: regulation of alternative mRNA splicing, via spliceosome. Gene Ontology annotation, molecular function: mRNA binding. The transcript is spliced from 3 exons.
CAAUAUUUUUCUCGGACAAGAAAGCAUUAAAGUUCAUGAAGUCUGGAGGUUUUUGCUACGUUUUUUUGUAGUGAUUGUGAAAUAUUUUAAAAACUAUAGUUCGGAUAUUUUCGUUUUCAAAGUUAUUUAAGAGAUUGAGUUGAAAAAAAUUUUCACAGUCGGUUUCGGCAGCUCAUGAGUCAUCGAGACGGUGCAGAGCUUGAUCACAUUACAGUAAAGAUUCAUAAUAUGAAACGUAGCGCAUCGCGCGAUUCACCAUCUAGAACAAGUGUUAUUGGAAGAACAUCUCGUAGUCGUUCAGAAAUGGGACGUGGUUAUGAUAAUGGCAGUGGAGUUCCAGGAGAUUCCCCUGAACGGAUGUCGCCCGAUAGAUUACGGCGUAGAAUUGGUAGAUCACCUUCACCACGUAGUCGGUAUGGUGUAUCUCCACAUCAUGAUGAAUAUUUGCGUGCUCCACCAGUUUCGGAUCGUCCAACAUAUAAAGUGUUAUGCGUUAGUGCAUUACAUCCUAAAGCAUCUGAUGAAUUUAUAAAGGAAACACUUUACCGUGAAUAUAAAAAAUUUGGUGAUUUUAGUAUACGAAUUUCACAUGAUCUUGAUGAGCGCGUAGCUUAUGUGUGUUUUAGAACACCGGAAGAUGCUCGUGAAGCUAAGCAUCAUAAGCCACGUAUAGUGUUAUAUGAUAAAAUUGCAUUAGUUGAGCCAGUUUAUGAAUCAUCAUCACGGAAUGAGUACAGACCCAGAGGAAGAUCUAUUACACCACCAGAUUAUGAACGUUAUCAUUAUCCACGUUCACCUAUGGGUCCAGGUGGUCCCAUCGAGCAUCGUCGACCACCACUAGAUCCUUAUGAAAGGUAUGGUCCUCCACCGCCGAUGCAUCCACAUGGACAUGCUCGUGAAUAUCGUGGCCCUAUGCAUCAUGAAUAUCCACUUCCGCCACGUGGACCACCAAUGCAUCGCGUACCACCACAUUUGCAUGGUCCACCACCACCACACUCUUAUGGUCCUGGUCCGAUAAGACAUAUGGGACCACGUCCUCAUCACGUACCAUAUGAAAAGUCUGAAAGUAAGAAAGACAAAUUUCCAAAUUAUUUGCACCAUGUACAACCAGAAGAUGAUCCGCUUGCAACGCGUACUCUAUUUGCGGGAAAUCUCGAAGUAAAUAUAUCUGAUGAAGAACUACGUCGUAUUUUUGGCAAGUAUGGUAUUGUCGAUGAUAUCGAUAUAAAACGUCCUCCACCGGGUACUGGCAAUGCUUUCGCAUUUGUACGUUAUCAAAAUUUAGAUAUGGCUCAUAGAGCAAAAUUAGAACUUUCUGGUCAAUACAUUGGUAAAUUUCAAUGUAAAAUUGGGUACGGUAAAGUAACGCCAGCAACACGUAUUUGGAUUGGAGGUUUGGGUGCUUGGACAUCAGUUACACAAUUGGAACGUGAAUUUGAUCGUUUCGGUGCAAUUAAGAAAAUUGAGUACCAGAAAGGUGAUACGUCCGCUUAUAUACAAUAUGAAACUGUAGAAGCAGCAACAGCAGCAGUAAAAGAAAUGCGUGGUUUUCCACUAGGUGGACCUGAAAGACGUCUACGCACUGAUUUCGCUGAACUUCCUGGAGCUCCGGCAGCAACAUUUAAAACAAAGCCAACAUAUGAAGAAGCAGCAGCUGAAUAUAGACGUCCCGAAUAUGAUUAUCAUUACGAGGAAGUACCACAUUAUGCACCACGUGGUGGCUAUAUGCCAUAUCCGCCAAGAGGUGGAUAUAGAGGACGUGGUGGUUAUCGUGGUCGUGGACGUAGUAGUUAUCAUACAACUUAUCACAAUGAUGUUCAUCGCCCUGUACAUCCAAGUAGUUCAUCUGCCAUUCCACCACCAGCAGGUGCCGAAGAAGAAUGGCGUCGUCCACCUGGUGCAAUGGAAGCAUAUGAUCGCCCACGUUCCACAUCACGAGAGCCUGGCAUAGAACGUUCACGCUCACGCUCACCACGUAAACGUGGCCAUUCACCAGAAUCAGAAUCUGAAGAUUCUCCACAUCAAAAUGGUGCACUAAAUUUAGCACGUACACUUCCUGAUAUUGCACGCAAAUGCACUAUAAUCUGGCAAGGAGCACUUAUACUUAAAAGUUCACUAUUUCCAGCUAAAUUUCAUUUAACAGAUGGUGAUGCCGAUAUUGUGGAAUCGCUAAUGCGCGACGAAGAGGGUAAACAUAAUUUACGCAUAACUCAACGUUUACGUCUUGAUCCGCCAAAGUUGGAGGAUGUACAAAAACGCAUCACAUCAUCGUCUUCCCAUGCAAUAUUUCUUGGCUUGCCAUCAUCUGCAAAUCCAGUUAUAUCUGAUGACUCUAGUGUACAGACUAGACCGCUAAGAAAUUUGGUAUCUUAUUUAAAACAAAAAGAAGCUGCUGGCGUCAUAUCUUUAUUAAAUAAAGUAACUGAAGCCACAGGAGUACUGUAUGCUUUCCCACCAUGUGACUUUUCUACUGAGUUAUUAAAGCGCACUUGUCACAGUGUUAGCGAGGAGGGACUCAAAGACGAUCAUUUAGUUGUCGUCGUAGUACGCGGUGGAACUGCUUAAAAACUGACUAAGGGAGUAAUAAAUAUGCAAUUUUAAGAAUUUCGUAAACGUAUUGUUGCGCCCAGCAAAAUAGAUUUGUAAAACAUAGAUAUUAAGUUUAAGGAAACAUAAAGUAUAUGUAAGUAUAAGUGCGUGCAAGCAGUCAAAGCUGUGGAUUCGCAACGAAAGAAGAAGUUAGAUAUAAUACAAAUGUAUUUAUAUGUUUAUAUUUUAUGAUCGAUGAGAUCUUAAAGUGAAAUGAAACGUUUAUGUGAAAUAUUAUCAAUAUGCAUAACAUAAGAAAAUGUUACUGAUAAGUUACUACGCCGCAGUUCGUCAGUGCAGAUUUUUAAGAACAGAAUGAAUAUGUAUCUAUCUAAUGAUAUGCAAAAGUAAAAGAUUUUUAAUGUUUAAUUAAUGUUAAAUUAGCAGAAAGCAAAAUUAAUGGCAUAGUGCUUGUUAUUGAUUGUAACAUAUAUGUGCGGAGUGGCGUGUGAUGUAAGUUGGUAUAAAAGUUUCUAAAUUAAAACAAAAUUAAAAUUAA